UCUGGCUGGCCUCGCGGAACCCGCACGAUGCCGGGAGUCACGGUGAAGGACGUGAACCAGCAAGAGUUCGUUCGGGCCUUGGCUGCCUUCCUCAAGAAGUCGGGGAAGCUGAAAGUACCCGAGUGGGUGGACACGGUCAAGCUGGCCAAACACAAGGAAUUGGCGCCCUACGAUGAGAAUUGGUUCUACACGCGGGCUGCCUCUACAGCCCGACACUUGUACCUUCGGGGUGGUGCUGGUGUGGGAUCCAUGACCAAGAUAGGGGGGCGCCAGCGCAAUGGAGUCAUGCCCAGUCACUUCAGCAGAGGCUCCAAGAGUGUGGCCCGGAGGGUUCUGCAAGCCCUGGAGGGCCUCAAGAUGGUGGAGAAGGACCAGGAUGGGGGCCGGAAGCUGACACCUCAGGGACAGAGAGACCUGGACAGAAUCGCAGGACAGGUGGCAGCUGCCAACAAGAAACAUUAGGACAGACCACGCCGGAUUCAUUAAUAAAUUGCCUUGUUCGUAAAAAAAAAAAAAAAAAA
This is a messenger RNA of Gracilinanus agilis (Agile Gracile Mouse Opossum), 521 nucleotides long. Its product is annotated as 40S ribosomal protein S19-like. NCBI's taxonomy places the organism in Eukaryota, Metazoa, Chordata, Mammalia, Didelphimorphia, Didelphidae. The record is from RefSeq and is a predicted model, not a curated record. Gene Ontology annotation, molecular function: structural constituent of ribosome; RNA binding. Gene Ontology annotation, biological process: translation; ribosomal small subunit assembly. Gene Ontology annotation, cellular component: ribosome; cytosolic small ribosomal subunit.